CCGAGCCGUACCCGGUGCCCUUGGUCAAGAUGCCUGCCGCGCGGUCGUUACGCCGUACCAAUCCCAUCACUAUCGUCCUGGCCGGCCUGCUAUGCUUCGGCUUUCUCUACUUCAUAUUCUCCUCCGACGCUGAGGUCGCCCCAAGCGCGCAUCAAUUGCGGACAUCUGCAGCGAACGCGCUGUCACCACCCUCGCUACCAUUUAGAAAGCCAAAGUCCGAUGGCCAACAGGCUCCCCCACCGGUAGUACACUACCACAUGAACAACCUCACCACCUCGAGCGACCCUGUUGGAAACCGAGAAACCGUCCUCAUCCUUACGCCAUUGGCGCGUUUCUACCAAGAGUAUUGGGACAAUCUGCUGAAGCUGAGCUACCCGCACGAGCUUAUUUCGCUUGGCUUCAUCUUGCCAAAAGGCCGCGAUGGGAAUGCUGCGACAGCGGAAUUGCAGGCAGCUGUGGCAAAUACCCAGAGCGGACCCCAGAAAAAGCGCUUCGCGAGCGUUACGAUUCUGCGCCAGGACAAUGAAAGCCCUCUGACCUCCCAGGUCGAGUCUGAGCGACACAAGCUUGAGAACCAAAAAGCAAGGAGGGCAGCCAUGUCCAAGGCGCGCAACUCGCUGCUGUUCACCACUUUGGGCCCAACCACCUCUUGGGUCCUUUGGCUUGACUCGGAUAUCGUGGAGUCGCCACCCUCGCUAAUUCAAGAUCUCGCGGCUCAUGACAAGCCAAUUGUUGUGCCGAACUGCUUUCAGCGCUACUACAAUGAAGAGGCGAAGGAAAUGGAUAUCCGUCCCUACGAUUUCAACUCGUGGAUCGACAGCCCGACGGCUCAAGAUCUGGCCAAAUCCAUGGGCAAAGAUGAUAUUUUGCUGGAAGGUUAUGCUGAGAUGGCGACAUACCGGUCGCUCAUGGCUUACAUGAAGGAUGUUAAUCACCACGCGGAGCCGAAAAAGGAAAUCGAGCUUGAUGGUGUCGGCGGCACGGCUUUGCUGGUCAAAGCCGAUGUACACAGAGAUGGCGCGAUGUUCCCGCCAUUUGCGUUUUACCACUUGAUUGAGACGGAAGGCUUUGCGAAGAUGGCGUCCAGACUGGGCUGGAAAAGCUACGGUCUACCGAAUUACCUUGUAUACCACUAUAAUGAAUGAUAAAGAGUCCUUUAUGGGCUGUACAUUGGGCGGCGUAAGGUUUUUAUUUUUUUU
Messenger RNA from Aplosporella prunicola CBS 121167, 1199 nucleotides. RefSeq names its product glycosyltransferase family 62 protein. Gene Ontology annotation, cellular component: mannan polymerase complex. Gene Ontology annotation, biological process: cell wall mannoprotein biosynthetic process; protein N-linked glycosylation. Lineage: Eukaryota; Fungi; Ascomycota; Dothideomycetes; Botryosphaeriales; Aplosporellaceae. The transcript is spliced from 2 exons. The record is from RefSeq and is a predicted model, not a curated record. Gene Ontology annotation, molecular function: alpha-1,6-mannosyltransferase activity. Bases 30 to 1145 code for a protein of 371 amino acids.